Molecule: messenger RNA, 2042 nt
Organism: Exaiptasia diaphana
Lineage: Eukaryota; Metazoa; Cnidaria; Anthozoa; Actiniaria; Aiptasiidae
Exons: 7
Coding region: 498-2042 (514 amino acids)
Source: RefSeq, a predicted model, not a curated record
GUUACUAAAAAACAAACUUUCCUUCCUAAAAGAUUUGUUUAGUCUAUUGUCUUAAUGAAUUGAUAUUUUCGCCUAAGUACAACUCCUUUUCUCUAAUUGACGAGCAUUAUUGGCCAGCAAGUUUCUUGUGGUUUCGACACGUUUACAAAACCAAAAGAACUUGUGAACAACAGAAUYUGUUGUCUUCCGAUUGUCAGGGGUAACACAGACACAUUUGGCGUCUAAAAAUAUUGCAAGAAAGCCUCAGAACAGUAAAACAUUUGAAGAUAAAGUAGUUGAAUCACAAACGAAGACUAAAAACAGCAAACGAAAAGAAACUUUUCAGGUUUUAUGAAGAAAAAAGUACAUGAGUGAGACUUUACAAACUGUUACGUAACACUUUGAUGUGAGAGAAGUGCUACAGGGCAAGUGGUUUACAUCUAAACGCGAGUUCUUGUUCAAGAAAUCUUGAUAAGUAGUAGAAACAGUCGCGAAUUCUUCCGAGCAAUUUACGAGCAAUGAUCGAUUACAUAGAUCUCAAGAUGAAACUCUCAAUUAUUAUCAUAAUGAUGUGCACCUCUCCAAUCUUUUCAAGUAUGCCGAACACACAGAAUGAAUCGAUAACAAGUCGGGUGAUUAAGCCCUCAGCGAGUAUGUACGAAAGCAUUCCGACAAACGUAGUUCAGGAAACAAAAAUGCUUACUGCCUCUACAACAGAUUUGUUUCCUUCAACAACAAUUCUUUCGGCCUCAUCUACACAUAUUCAACCGAGUUUUAAACAAAUGGUAUUAACUUCCGAAUAUAUUUYGACGAUAAUCGUGUCAAGUUCGGAUUCCGAGGGCUUUACGACAACUCAACGAAGUACAUCAUUAACUCAAGGUAGCUCAAAGAGCUGCGCUGAAAAUGAAAUGAAACUCAUUUCAGCAAGGACAGCAAAUGUAACUAACAAUACAAUGGUGGUUGGAAAUCGAAAUUUGACACAGCAAUUACMAGAGUCGGAAGAAAUAGUUGCUAUUGUACUUCGAGUUUCUUUGCAGAAAGAUGUAAGUGAGGAGAAGUUCAAAGUCAAUCUGACUGRGAGAAUUGUAGUCGCUUACGAUAAAGGUUCAAAAACUCGGCGAAAACGCAGAGAAUUGUUUGGGAAAUUAAACAUACGAAAAAUAAAGAACAGAUUUCAUCGUUACUUCAUAAAGGAACCUCGGKCAAACGCAUUGAAGAAUGUUAUGUUGAGAAGCAAGAGAGAAACAUCCSUCACUGCAGUCAGGAUUGUAUUUCUCCAAAGACGAUCCAAAACCAGUGAGCAAGUAGAUGUCCAUUUUGUWGUCUAUGYAGACAAUGUGGAGRUACCUGCUUACAGUGUUAUUCAGAYAGUGAAMAAACUKACGCAUGACGAGCUGGCUGACACUUUGGGAUAUCCGGUUCUGCGUAAUCCUUUCUUACCAAGCAAAGCCAAGUCUACUCAGACUCCUCCACAGCGAGAAGCCCUAAGUCAGCGCGCCUUGGUGUCCGCCAUCUUGAUUCCUGUUACCGUUUUGGUGGUUCUGAUGCCGUGUUUACUGAUAAACACAGAAAGGUUGUCAUGGAAAUGUCUACGAAGGCAUAACCACGUCGAACCGAUUGAAAAUGCUACAAAGGAACAAAAUAUGAAGAAUACAGUGCCCAAGGAACUAAAACAGAAAAGAAAAUCGACCACUGAAGAACAAGCUACAGUCUCCCCUCCAGUCCCRGCGACGUCACCAAUCUCGUCCAAACUCCUUCAAACGAAAGAAAAACAAGUAAUAAMGAAUGCWAAUAACGAAGACAGCAAAGCAAGAAGGCCUAGUCUUGCACAGWCGAUAUUACUCCGUGCAAAACAGCUCGAAGAAGUCGAAAUGAAACAAGAGAAUAACUUUAACGUUGACUCUAAAAGUGAUAAUGAUAAAUCAAUUCAUGAUAAAGAAGAAAUUGRASAAAAAAASUUGGAAUUUACUCUAGACAAAUCMAUUCAMCARGRAGAUGGGAURAAAGGGAAUGAAACAACGAAAAYCAAAACACGAAAAACRAUUUCACGAUCUGCWAAUUGA